AUGGCAUCCGUUUAUCUCUCCAACUUUUCAGAGGCUGACGUAAAGCAGCAAGGAUCAGUAAAUGAUCACAUCAUGCCAAGAAUAGGUUACACCAUCUUGGCAAUCAUUUUGACUUUGUUCUCAGUUUCUGGAGUCAUCUUGAAUGUGGUGGUGAUUUUUGUGACAGCGAGGUACAAACAACUGCGUCAACCAUUGAACUAUGGUCUGGUUAAUCUAGCAGUGGCUGAUCUUGGAUGCGCUGUGUUUGGGGGGCUAUUCACAGCAGUCACCAAUGCCAUGGGCUACUUCAGUCUUGGCAGGAUAGGAUGUGUUUUGGAAGGCUUUGCUGUUGCCUUCUUCGGUAUUGCUGGUUUGUGUUCGGUCGCAGUUAUUGCUGUUGACCGCUACAUGGUGGUAUGCAGACCACUGGGUGCAGUGAUGUUCCAAACCAAACACGCCCUGGCAGGUGUGGCCUUUUCCUGGAUCUGGUCCUUCAUCUGGAACACACCACCACUGUUUGGAUGGGGCAGCUACCAACUGGAGGGUGUGAUGACCUCCUGUGCCCCUAACUGGUACAGCAGAGACCCAAUCAAUGUCUCCUACAUCCUGUGCUACUUUAUGCUCUGUUUUGCUUUUCCUUUUGCCACCAUUGUCUUCUCUUACACACGCCUUCUUUGUACUUUACGACAGGUGGCAAAAGUAGCAGAAAGUGGAAGCACAGCCAAGGCUGAGGUUCAGGUGGCUCGUAUGGUGCUCGUCAUGGUCAUGGCCUUUCUGCUUACAUGGCUGCCAUAUGCAGCUUUUGCGCUAACUGUAAUAAUUGAUUCCAACAUCUACAUCGACCCAGUGAUUGCCACGAUACCCAUGUACCUGACCAAGAGCAGUACUGUCUUUAACCCCAUCAUUUAUAUAUUCAUGAACAGACAGUUCAGGGACUAUGCUUUGCCAUGUCUCCUCUGUGGAAAAAACCCUUGGGCAUCCAACGAAGGAGACUCAGACACCAAUACAUUAACCACUACAGUCAGCAAAAGCAGCUCAGUGGCACCAUUAUAA
Molecule: messenger RNA, 1032 nt
Organism: Silurus meridionalis
Lineage: Eukaryota; Metazoa; Chordata; Actinopteri; Siluriformes; Siluridae
Gene: parapinopsina
Product: parapinopsin a
Exons: 4
Coding region: 1-1032 (343 amino acids)
Biological process (GO): G protein-coupled receptor signaling pathway; visual perception
Cellular component (GO): membrane; photoreceptor outer segment
Molecular function (GO): G protein-coupled receptor activity
Source: RefSeq, a predicted model, not a curated record